AUGGCGCUUGUAAAAAGAAAAUUAUAUCAGCGGUUGCUGUUCUUUGUCGUUUUUCUUCCAUUCUCAGGUGUUUUCUGCUUCAGUGAAUUAUUUUUCAUCAAGGAGCCCCAUGAUGUUACAGUCAUGCGCAAAGAUGCUGUCAUUUUGGACUGUCAGGUGCACGGAGAGAUGCCGAUUGAUGUCCGGUGGCUCAAAAAUGGAGUGAAAGUGGUGGAGAAUGAGCGUGUGUACCUGCUCUCCAACAGCUCCCUUUAUAUUUCGGAGGUGGAGAGCAAAAGAGGAGACAAAUCAGAUGAAGGCUUCUAUCACUGCCUUGCCCAAAACAAGUAUGGGGCAAUCCUGAGCCAGAGGGCCCGUCUUACAAUCGCAAGUAUUUCCUCGUUUACAAUCCAGCCAAGGUCCAUCGUGGUAACCGAAGGCUCAGUUGCCAGAUUUUAUUGCAAAACCACGGCCCACCCUCCUCCAAUCAUCACUUGGGAGUUCAACCGGGUCACAUUACCCCUCGCCACUGAAAGAAUCACAGUCCUGCCCGGUGGUUUUCUUCAAAUCCACGGAGUGCAGCGGGCAGAUGCUGGCAGUUACCGUUGCGUCGCUACCAACAUUGUUAACCGGCGCCGCAGCACAGAGGCCACACUUACAAUCACCCUAGCUCCCAGCCCCCAGCUUCCCCAGAGACCACGCAUCGUAGUCGGACCGCAAAACAUCUCUGUGUCGGUGCAUCAGAGUGCCACCUUAGAGUGUAUGGCCACAGGCAACCCCCGUCCCAUCAUUUCCUGGAGCCGGGCUGACAGCAAGUCUAUUGAUGUUUACCACACCAAAGUGUUGGGAAAUGGCAACCUCAUCAUCACAGACAUUAAGCCCCAGCAUGGAGGGGUGUACGUGUGUAGGGCCACCACUCCCGGCACGCGAAACUUCUCUGUUGCUGUAGCCAACGUUACUGUUCUAGCGCCGCCAUCCUUGGUGGAGUGGCCAGAGAGCUUGACACGUCCACGUGCCGGCACUGCUCGCUUUGUAUGCCAAGCUGAAGGCUUGCCAACACCUCACAUCACAUGGCUCAAGAACGGGGAGAGAAUUCACUCCAAUGGUCGCAUCAAGAUGUACAACAGCAAACUGGUCAUCAACCAGAUCAUUCCUGAGGAUGAUGCAAUUUAUCAGUGCCAGGCAGAGAACGAGCAGGGAUCUGUCCUCUCCAUGGCAAGGCUCAUAGUAGUGAUGUCGGAGGACCGCCCGAGUGCGCCACGGAACAUCCGAGCGGACACCGUGUCCAGCUCCGCCAUACUGCUGGCUUGGGACAGGCCGCUUUAUAACUCCGAUAAAGUUAUUGCAUACUCUGUUCACUACAUGAAAGCUGAGGGAUUAAACAACGAGGAAUACCAGGUUGUUAUUGGAAAUGAUACCACUCGGUAUAUUAUUGAUGACCUGGAGCCAGCUCGCAACUACACCUUCUACGUUGUGGCCUACAUGCCAAUGGGAGCCAGUCGCAUGUCAGAUCACAUGUUCCAACACACGCUUGAGGACGUUCCUCUGCGUGCCCCUGAGCUCAGCCUGACCAGUCGCAGCCCCACGGACAUCCAGGUGUCGUGGCAACCCCUCCCUGACAAGCUGAGUCGGGGUCGGGUCUCUGCCUAUCGUUUGUCCCACCGUACCAGUGCUGAGAGCUCAGUCUCUCAAAUGGAGUUGCCUGGAGAGAUGACAAAGUACCUCCUAGAAAACCUGAAGCCUGACACCAACUAUCUCCUGCGAAUCGCUGUCGCCACCAGCAUAGGGUGGGGUGAGCAGUCAGCCUGGACCUCUCACCGCACGCCAAAGGCAUCUAGUGGUCAAGUUCCUCUGUCUCCUGAGCUACAUUUGGAGCCCUUGAACUGCACCACUAUUUUGGUGCGCUGGAGACUGGCACAGAGGAAUUCGGCCAGUGUGCAAGGCUACAAACUGUUCUACCAUGAGGAGAGCCAGUCUGAGAGUGCCCCGGUUCAGCUGCGCGCCUCAGAUCAUUCACACACCAUCGGAGGCCUCGACCCAAGAAAAAAGUACCAUGUAAAACUUCUGGCUUACAACUUCAUUGGAGAUGGCUACCAAGCAGACCAAACCAUCAGCACUCCUGGAUGUGUCUCCGUUCGAGAUCGCCUUGUGCCGCCUCCACCACCUCCACACAAUGUGUACGCAAAGACCAACAGUUCGUCUUCCGUCUUUCUUCACUGGGGCCGACCAGCCUUCACGUCCAGCAAUGCGGUCAACUACACCAUCCGCUGCAACCCUGUCGGUCUACAGAACGCCUCCCUGGUGCUCUACCUGCAGACGAAUGAGCAGAGCCUUUUGGUACGAGAUCUGGAGCCCAACACCAAGUAUGAAUUUGCAAUUCGGCUUCAUAUUGACCAACUGUCCAGCCCCUGGAGCCCUGUGGUCUAUCAGACUACCUUCCAUGAGGCUCCCACGUUGCCUCCCACCAACGUGAAGGUGACGCUGAUCGAGGAGAACACAGCCCUGGUGUCAUGGAAACCUCCGGAGGAAGCGAAUCUGGCUGUCACACGCUACACAAUCCUUUACGCCUCCAGAAAUGAAUGGCUGGCAGGGGAAUGGCAGGUGCUGCAAAGAGAGGGGAGCAUCACCAUGGCGCUGCUGGAGAACCUGAAACUUGGCCAGUUCUACCUAGUGAAAGUGUCUGCUUCCAACAAAAUGGGUGACGGUCCUUUCUCUCACAUGGUGGAGCUGACAGUGCGAGCAGAUCAUUCCUCUGGUCACGAUCCUCGACUGUCACAUGUCCCCACACACUCCACAGGCUUUUCCAGUGGCUUCUAUCACCUGGACCAAACUUCUAUGACAGGCAUCACGGUGGGAGUCUCCAUUGCUCUCAUGUGCAUCAUCAUCUGUGCUUUCAUUAUUGUGUGCAGACGCAAACACAGGAAAUCAUCAGCUGCUAAAGUGAACAGUGAUGAAAGGGGCCUGCCAAACUCUGCUGCUGGACAAAUGGACUCACAGGGCCCAGCUGAGGGUGCAAACAUAAGUGUCUCCACAAUGAGCCAGAACCAUUUCAUUGAUACCAAGGGGGGAACCAAUCUCAUCAUCAAUUCUCUGGGCCCACUUCAUCCUAAUGCCGAGAAGAAAAACAAAUGGUUCUUCACGAGCAAUGGCAACAAGGGUGUAAAAGAUGUACACAAGCUAGGAUGCAGCACCGCCUCCUACAAGCCAGGCUCCACCGUCUUGACCUACGAAGACGAGCUCUCUGUCGCUGCGGAUCAGCCCGCCUCCCUGCAGACUUUGCUUGGACGUCCCGGAGACUCUGAGGCUUCUUCCAGCAGCGAGGGCAGCAACGCCACAGGCGACUCUGGCCGCUUCUCACACGACGAGACGGAGAUGACCAACCUGUCGUCCGGUCCGAGCAGCCGGCAGCCGUCUGUGUCAGCGGAGGACAGUGGCGGAGGUGAAGAUGAAGAAGAAGAUGUGGGUCAGAUGGUGCAAGAGAGUGAUUUGAGGUUGGUGGAGAACCUCAGGUGUCAUCAGGAAGCUCAGAAAAGUCAGCUUUUGCUCUCAGUGUGUGAGGUUGUGUGAGUGUGUCUGUGUCUGUGUGUGUGCGUGGGAGUGGUGGUACACUUGCAACAAACUUUAUCCUAAACUUCCACUAGAGGCUUUUAUUGAAAUCCCAAGGGUACCAAGUAUGACUGCAGUGUGGAUGGUUUUUUUUACUUUAAAGCCUUUAUUCUCUUUUGUUUGAAGCCUGCUCAACGUUUACCUAAAAACAGUUGUCAGGCUUUUUCUUUUCACUCCUUUUUAUUUGUCUUUUGAAAAGAAAAAAAAACCUCACCCACCAUGAAUGUUUAAAAAAAGACCUUAUUUAAGAGAGUUUAUCACUGGAGUGGAAAGGAAUGUGGAACCCUUUCUCACUUAUUAUCUACCUCGGUUUGCCUCGCGAGUCAAACCAUAUUUAAGAACUACCGCGUUAUGUGGCGUUACAUAACUGUGAUACUUCCUGAAUGUCAUCCCAUUUCGUCCGUUUUUUUACUGGAAUUGAAGGGCGCUGCUGCUUCCAUUCCCUACUCGUGGUGCUGGAUGGAAAACACACAUUUGUCUCCUCAGAUGUCGCUGGGGAUCAUGAGCCAGUAUUAAUUAGAGUUUUCUAUUCCAUUAUUGAGUAAUGGCAUGCGACGCAAAAAAUGUUUGUUUGGGUGUUGUCGAUGGGCAGCUGUCCUGGCUCUUCCUGUUUUUAUACUACCUCCGAAUGAUUUGAUUGUCUUUGUUGGCUCUCCUAACCUCAGGGAACAAGGUUUAGUACAUUUGAAAACGUCAUGUAGUGUUACAUGGUGAACUGACAGGGUAUCUUCUAAGUACUAAGCUAUGUGUGUAAUUGCCGAAUAGAUUUGCUAUGAAUGUAUUUCUGUGCCAGUAGCUCAGACCUCCCCCCUUUUGCCUUUUUUUUGUAUUGUUUACCUUCUACCUCUUCCUCCACACAUGCAUGCAGUGUUACAUAGGUUCAGAAAAGCUUUAAAAUUGGCCUUAAUGUGGUUGCGUCUCUCUGGGGGCCUCGUCUUUCUCAGGUAGACGAUACACUGCAUGAAGUAUGAUUGUAGUGAACCAAUACAAUGUUUAAAAAUACCUAUGAUAAUUAGGGAUGAAAGUGAAGAAUCAACAUAAUGUCCUGAAAAUCUAUAUUUUUCUUAGAAGCUUUGUACUAUUGAGUACACAAUGUAGUGGAAUCUAGUUCCAAGUAUCCUUUUUUUGUUGUUUCUUCCAAAGUAGAUCAAAUUAGCACUUGUCUGCCAAGUAGUUUUUGUAUUAGCAGGCCAAUGUGCAGCGGUGACUGACGCUAUUUACCCAAAGACCUUGUUUGCUUACCUGACUUUAUUUUAAUUAUAAUCACUCAGCUGACAGGGAGAAAUGUGGAAUAAUCAAACACAUUAUUAGACCAAAGAUGAUCAGCUGAGGCGAUGCUCCUCACAACAAAGCCUUGCACAUUAGUGGCCUUGAAGUACGAUAACGUUGCGAAUAAAAGUUCUCCAGGGAGGUGCCUGCAGCAUUCACAGGCAACCUGACCCAUGAUGGAGGGGCAAUAACUAAUCAAGUCUUAUUAUGCACACAAAACAAAUGAUCCUCAUGCAGAGCUUCUCCAAAACUGCAGCAACCAGAUGUUUGUAUAUUGUAGGUGAAAGGCUAUUUGUUAUUAGGGAUCUGUGUUGCAGCACGGCGGCCAUGUACUUGCAAAUGGGCACCCACUCAUAUUUAAUUUAAAUAGUCUUUGAAAGGGAUGGGCAUUCCUCGACUGUUAGGAAUUAUGUUGAAAUUUGUGAAAUUCAUUGUUGAUUACAGGCACCUUCAAAUACAUUAGAAUAUUUUUAAAGCAAAUUAGUUUAUUUUAAAAAAGUGACAUUUUUAAAGUGAAGUAUUUCUAGAAUGUAUUUCUUCAUGAUGUUGCUUGCAGCGAAUAAAAAGUCCUAAUGCAGGAUCUUGUAAAACAAAAUAGAAAACAUCAAAAAGUUCAAUAUUAUACACGACUGGUUUACGCUCUAAUCAAAAAAUCUUCCUGAGUAUUUAAUUGGGCUCUGUCUUAAUUGAAUUCCUAAAAUUAAAUACAUUUUGCACCAUAUUCUAAUUUAGGAUAUGUCCACACAAAUACGAAUACUUUCUAUAGUAGUUUGUGUAAUUUUCUUUUCUCAUUACACAUAACAUAUUCACCUGUUGUCAUGUGCUUUUUGUUCAAUCGCAAGCCAAAAGAGGCAACUACAGCUGACUUGGGGGCUCUAUACGCCUUUGUUUAUGAAUGUAGAGACAUAUGUUCGUCAUGUACAUUAUCUUUAAAAUCAGCGCACACUUAAACUAGCCCAGGAAACCUGACUCGUGUUUUAUUAGUGCUGUCAAGCGAAUACAUUUUUUAUCAAAUUAAUAACAUUUUUGAAUUUUGAUUAAUUGUGAUUGAUCGCAGUAAAUUACUUGCCUGCAUAAUUUAAAUUAACUUUAAGAAAGACCGUGAUAUUGUGACACAAAUGCAUUUUUAUUAUCAGAAUGUCAUUCAUUUUUUAAAUGCUUUAAUUGAAUGUACGUCAUUUAUUUGCUCAAAACUCAGUGACAUUUUUAUCUAAAAAAAAACAUUGGGUGUGUUUAUUUUGAAGUGUCUGAGUGUCCUCACUCAUCUUUGCAUUGACGUAUGCAUUGACCUGAUCACUGACCAUACAACAACCUGAUGCACGUUUUAGGAAACCAUCUGCAGUUAAGGUAAAGGAAUGUGCACACUGUGUAAAUGCGAACAAUCUGUGUUUGUACAUGAUUAAAGCGAUAAUGUUUUGUGAUUAAUCGCAUUAAUUAAAGCAGAACUUUGGCAUCACUAGUUGUUUUCAAAAUGCCCAUGCAUGUUAUAAGGCACGCGCGCUGCUGCACAAAAUGAAAUCAACACUGGGGAGUCAAAAAAACUCAUAUUUUGUUGGUAAGAAACAUGAGAUCAUGUCGCAAGUUUCAAACCAAAAAGCUAGUUUCACCCGUCCACACACAAACACUGAAGCUGGAGUUUUUGAAACUCUCCACUCCUGCACAUUAGUGGACAAGAGGCCAGAAUAUCGUAUUUGUGUGGGCAUGACCUGAAAUGCGCCUGUAAUUGCGUCUUGAACCAACAGAGUGUACUGCUUGGCUGCAUCCAGCAGGUAACUAGUUUAUGUCAGAACAUAGUGAGAUUAUCCCGUUCUAAAAUUAAUGGUUCCAUUCAUUUUAAUCAAGCAACAUAGUUAAAUGCUCAUCCCUAAUCAAUGGAAAUCAUUUAUCAUUUUGUUCAAAUGGAGAUGUUGGCAGUUUUAUUGAGGAAUGACUGCAGUGAUGAGGUGAGUGGGUGCACAAAUGUUCUUCCAUUGCUGUUUAUAAUCAGAGGAUUCUGAAGAAGAGGAUUCAAUCAAGGGGGGGAUUUUGAGUGGAAAGUGACACAAUCAGUUAUUUUGUUUUCAGGGGCAAACAGAAUAAACCAAAGAUGAUUUUUAAAAGGUCGCCGCUGCAUAUUGGCAAGAAGAGAUCAGUAGAAAUACAUCCUGUUUAUGUGUACAUUGUUGUCAUUUUCAGUCUCCUCAUGUUACGAUCAUGUCUACUAUAAUCUGUUUUUGCUGCUUUUCAUCAGUGGAAUUUGAAGCAUGACCUGCUGCACUAAACUUAAAAGUAUUGUAAUGUAAUCUUAACCUCAGAACUACAAAUGUACUUUGUUCUACCUCCAGACAUUUUUAUCUUUCCUUAAAUUGUGCAGCUAAAGUGUAUUUUGUUGAGUGAUGUUUGUGAGAGUCUGGUCAAAAUGUCACUUGUUCACAUAAGAGAACAUCCUCGGAUGUCGUCCUGGUCUCUUCUCAUGUCUUCCUAUCCGAUCAUGUGAAUUCAAAGGGAUUUGAACUUUUAGUCAGCCAGAGGACUGACUUACUUGUGGUCUCCCUUCUGGCAGUAAUGUUGUGUGAUGAAUGACGAAAUCAAGUGUCGAGCGCCAUGGGUUGUUUUCUUUUACUUAUUAAACUCAGGUGAACCCCGAGCUGCUCCUCCUCAAAAGAGAAAGUCAUGAAAAUUGAAUGUAUCGCUUGUAAUUAAGUUGCUUUUUUUUUUGUUCAUGCUUUAUGUUUUGUCUGUUUGUCUUUGUCAUUAAGAAUUAUUUGAAAUAUUGUUUUUGCUUUAAAUGUUUUUUUUGGGCGGUUUUACACUGUGGUUACUUAUGAAAAGUCUGAUUUUCAGUUUGAUUAAUAAUAAAAAUAUAAGAAACGUUUGUUCAGUGUCGUGCUUUUGUGUAAUGAUGUGUUUUGUUCAUUUUGUCCAAAUUAGCUCAUUUUUCAGCAUAUUCAAUUGGUGAAUAGUAGCACAAAACAGUCA
This is a messenger RNA of Nerophis lumbriciformis (worm pipefish), 7812 nucleotides long. RefSeq names its product protogenin homolog a (Gallus gallus) (gene prtga). NCBI's taxonomy places the organism in Eukaryota, Metazoa, Chordata, Actinopteri, Syngnathiformes, Syngnathidae. The record is from RefSeq and is a predicted model, not a curated record. Gene Ontology annotation, molecular function: protein binding. Gene Ontology annotation, biological process: cell-cell adhesion.